Messenger RNA from Sclerotinia sclerotiorum 1980 UF-70, 909 nucleotides. RefSeq lists its product as hypothetical. The transcript has 4 exons. Gene Ontology annotation, biological process: glucan catabolic process. Bases 1 to 909 code for a protein of 302 amino acids. NCBI's taxonomy places the organism in Eukaryota, Fungi, Ascomycota, Leotiomycetes, Helotiales, Sclerotiniaceae. The record is from RefSeq and is a predicted model, not a curated record. Gene Ontology annotation, molecular function: hydrolase activity, hydrolyzing O-glycosyl compounds.
AUGAGAUUCCUCUCAUCUAAAAUUACCCGAUCCAUCGUUCUCGGACAGGGAAGUGUGAUAUCUCUUCCUGACCCUACCCACGGAAAUGUCAACUAUGUCUCUUUAGCUGAAGCGCAGAAGCUUGGUUUGACCAAGGUCAUUGGUAACCAGGUUUACAUGGGCGUCGAUAAUACCACAGUUCUAUCCGAUACUGUCAACGGAAAGCGUAAUAGCAUCUGGGUUGAAUCAGUUCACGAGUUUACCCAUGGUAUUCUCAUUGGUGAUUUUGCCCACAUGCCCGCUAGCGACUGUGGUACAUGGCCCGGUUUCUGGACCAUUCGUAAUGGUGGUGAUCUUCCAUAUGGUGAAAUUGAUAUCCUCGAAGGCUUCAACGACAUCACUCAGGCCUAUAUCUCUCUCCAUACCGAAAAGAGCUGCACCUUUAACUCUCCUAAGGCUUCUCAGCUCGGCAAUCUCAACAACGGCAAUACAAAUUGUCAACUAAACAACGGUGCAGGAUGUUCUAUUCAGUCUAGCGCAGACUCCUAUGGAACACCUUUCAAUAAGAAUGGUGGUGGUAUCUAUGCUAUGCAAUGGACCUCUUCUUUUAUCAGAGUUUGGUUCUUUGCACGUAGCAAGAUUCCUGCUGAUAUCAAGGCUGGUACUCCGAAUCCAGCAAAGUGGGGACUACCUACUGCCAACUUCGACAGUGCGAAUGGCGGUUGUGAUCUCGAUGCUAAUUUCCCGGCUCAGACAGUCUACUUCGACACGACCUUUUGCGGCGCUGGAGCUGGCGGGCAAGCCUGGUCCGACUGGUCGGACUGUCCCGCAAAGACUGGCUAUUCGACCUGCCAAGAAUACGUCGCCAAGGUUCCCCAUGCCUUCGACGAUGCAUACUGGCUUGUCAAUUCUGUCAAAAUCUACCAAUAG